CGGAAAGCUGGGGGCGGUGCUCUGGGCCGUGGAGGGCGGAGGGUGGUGGCAGCGCUGGCGCUGGGGACCGGCUCGGUGGCUUCGGCAAACAGUUUGGCGCCGGCAGCCGCCGGCCUCCCUCCGCAGCUCGCCCUCGACACGGCUCGCAGCCUCCUCGCCGCCGGCAGCCCGCAAUGUGGCCCACCGUGCGGGUGUAGCAGCUGCGCGUGCGCGGAACCGCGGGGCCAUGAGCGAAGCCGGCGGCGGUCGGGGCUGUGGGUGCCGGGUCCCCCAGCGAGCGCCAUGGAGCCUGGUGGCAGCGACGGCCUCUCUCUGCCUGGUAAACACCGAGCACACAGUCUUUAUCAAAAUGGCCACGUCCGUGUGCACGGCGAGGGCCGCGCCCAUGAGUAGGGAAGAGAAGCAGAAGCUUGGAAAUCAAGUCCUGGAAAUGUUUGAUCAUGCUUAUGGCAACUAUAUGGAACAUGCUUACCCAGCUGACGAACUCAUGCCUUUAACCUGCAGAGGCCGUGUCAGAGGCCAGGAGCCGAGCCGGGGUGAUGUAGACGAUGCCUUGGGAAAGUUUUCCCUAACACUGAUUGAUUCUUUGGAUACUCUUGUGGUUUUAAACAAGACUAAGGAAUUUGAAGAUGCCGUGAGAAAAGUCCUAAGAGAUGUUCAUUUAGAUAAUGAUGUGGUUGUGUCAGUGUUUGAAACAAACAUCAGAGUUCUUGGGGGUCUUUUAGGUGGACACUCACUGGCGAUCAUGCUGAAGGAAAAAGGUGAAUACAUGCAGUGGUACAAUGAUGAGCUUCUCCAAAUGGCUAAGCAGCUGGGCUACAAACUCCUACCAGCUUUCAACACUACCAGCGGCCUUCCUUAUCCCCGAAUUAAUUUAAAGUUUGGCAUCAGAAAGCCGGAAGCCCGGACAGGAACUGAGACAGACACCUGUACAGCCUGUGCAGGGACCUUGAUCCUUGAGUUCGCUGCACUGAGUCGGUUCACAGGAGCGACAGUAUUUGAGGAAUAUGCAAGAAAAGCUCUUGAUUUUCUCUGGGAAAAAAGACAACGAAGUAGCAAUUUAGUAGGCGUGACUAUCAAUAUCCACACUGGAGACUGGGUGCGCAAAGAUAGUGGAGUUGGAGCAGGGAUUGAUUCAUAUUAUGAGUAUCUGUUGAAAGCCUAUGUCUUGCUUGGAGAUGACAGUUUUCUGGAAAGAUUUAAUACACAUUAUGAUGCCAUAAUGAGGUACAUUAGCCAGCCACCUCUCCUACUUGAUGUGCACAUCCAUAAACCCAUGCUGAAUGCUCGGACCUGGAUGGAUUCUCUGCUUGCCUUUUUUCCAGGGUUGCAGGUUUUAAAGGGUGAUAUUAGACCUGCUAUUGAAACUCAUGAAAUGUUAUACCAGGUGAUUAAAAAACACAAUUUUCUACCAGAGGCAUUUACUACAGAUUUCAGGGUCCAUUGGGCUCAGCACCCUCUAAGGCCAGAGUUUGCAGAAAGUACCUACUUCUUAUAUAAAGCUACAGGAGACCCUUACUACCUUGAAGUAGGAAAAACACUUAUUGAGAAUUUGAAUAAGUAUGCUCGAGUGCCUUGUGGAUUUGCUGCCAUGAAGGAUGUCCGCACUGGGAGCCACGAGGACAGAAUGGAUUCGUUCUUCUUGGCCGAGAUGUUUAAAUAUCUCUACUUGUUAUUUGCUGACAAAGAAGACAUUAUUUUUGACAUAGAAGACUACAUCUUUACAACAGAAGCUCAUCUGUUGCCCCUUUGGCUCUCCACCACGAAUCGCAGCAUCUCCAAGAAGAACACAACCUCGGAAUACACAGAACUGGAUGAUAGUAAUUUUGAUUGGACUUGUCCAAACACUCAGAUUCUUUUUCCUAAUGAUCCAUUGUAUGCUCAGAGCAUCCGUGAACCCUUGAAAAAUGUGGUGGAUAAGAGCUGUCCAAGAGGCAUCAUCAGAGUAGAGGAGAGUUUCAGAAGUGGAGCUAAACCUCCUCUGAGAGCCAGAGACUUUAUGGCCACUAACCCUGAACAUUUAGAAAUCCUGAAGAAGAUGGGGGUGAGUUUGAUUCACCUCAAAGAUGGGCGAGUCCAGCUGGUCCAACAUGCAAUCCAAGCUGCUAGUUCCAUUGAUGCUGAAGAUGGGCUGCGGUUCAUGCAGGAGAUGAUUGAACUGUCAAGUCAGCAACAGAAAGAGCAGCAGCUACCUCCCCGAGCUGUACAAAUUAUCUCCCACCCGUUUUUUGGCAGAGUAGUCUUAACCGCUGGACCAGCUCAGUUUGGGCUGGAUCUAUCUAAACAUAAAGAGACAAGAGGAUUUGUUGCAAGCAGUAAACCAUACAAUGGUUGUUCAGAGCUCACUAACCCUGAGGCAGUGAUGGGAAAGAUUGCCUUGCUACAAAGAGGACAGUGCAUGUUUGCAGAAAAGGCACGCAACAUCCAGAAUGCCGGGGCCAUCGGUGGCAUUGUUAUUGAUGAUAAUGAGGGGAGCAGCAGCGACACCGCCCCCCUGUUCCAGAUGGCAGGCGAUGGCAAGGACACGGACGACAUCAAGAUUCCCAUGCUCUUCCUGUUCAGCAAAGAAGGCAGCAUCAUCCUGGAUGCCAUCCGGGAGCACGAGGAGGUGGAGGUGCUCCUUUCUGACAAAGCCAGAGACCGAGCAGCAAUAUUAAAAGGUAAAAUGAUUCCAAGCUACAUUAUUAACAGUAAUCCUGAAUUGGAGAAUGAAGACCAGCCGUCUUCUGAAAAGGACUCUCAGAAUCAAAGUACAGAACAGGUACUGUCCCUUCCUCCGACAGUUGACCUGGUUGAUCAAGAGACCCCUGAAAACCCUCUAGAUUAUCACUCAGAGUCUUCGUCUCCAGCAGACAUUGAAGAGGCUGCUGGCUUUGCCCCUUCUGAACAGAUAUCUAGUUCCACAGAAAGCCUUGAGACUACAAGUCUUGAUGGUGAAUGUACAGAUUUAGAUAACCAACUUCAAGAACAAUCAGAAACUGAGGAAGAUUCCAAUCCUAAUGUUAGCUGGGGUAAAAAGGUCCAGCCUAUAGACUCCAUAUUAGCAGACUGGAAUGAAGAUAUAGAAGCAUUUGAAAUGAUGGAGAAGGAUGAACUCUGACUCUGGUGGUAGAUAUUUAAAAAGAAGAGGUAAACUGUGGUUUUUGAUAACCUAUACCAAGCAGGCGCUCCUGGGAGGCUCUGAGCAGUGCUCAAGGCACGUUCUGACUGGGGUAAGUAGUUACCGUGGGAAUCUGGAGCAUGCUGUGUUAGAGCUGACCUCACCAAAACUGUCCUAUCCAAAGUGGAAACUCACCCCCUCAAAUGAUGGUAUUGCAUACCCUGCAGCCCCAGGCCAGGGGAGGAUGACUGGCCAUUCCCGGGUAGACAAGAAAGGAACUCAGCUGACGGGAAGUGGGGCCUUGAGCCAGUGCAGCUUUCUAACUGAAGGGAGCUUCACCGCCUUGGGUUUGGGCUCAGAAGCUCUCCUGAGAAGAUUUGAAUGAUUGUUGUGGUGUUCUGGCCUUGCUGCCUUCACAGGAACACUUUAAGUGACCUACAGCUUAUGAAGCAGAUGCAUUUCAUAGUAACAACUGUUUCUGCUCAUUGCUUUCACCUGCUUCAUUCAGUGAGAGACAGUCAAGAUGACUUGACUGCUUUCUCUCCCAUCAAUGCCCUUGCAUUUAAACCAAAGGUGAGGCCAGUGUACUUUCUCCAGUGAGUUUUCCUAUCAAGACUUACUGUGGGGCCAGGAAGAGGGUCAUAUAGCUACAGUGGGAACUGUUGCUACCGGGGUAAAGAGCGAGAAAGAUAAACUAUAAUAUUGCAAUAUCAACUUCCCAUUGGCCAAAGGGGAAGCUGUGACUACUCUAAGUGGAAAUCAGCAUUAGAUCCUUGGGGGUGGAUUAUUUGUCUUUUCCAGUCCAUUUUUCUUAAGGUGGUUCUGUAGCCAUCAGCCUUACUCCAUCCCAUGUUUAGUAUCCAGUUUGAGCCAGAAGGCUCAUCCUAAGCCUUGUUCCAUCUCCCUAUCUUAUAGAGCCAUGAUAAACCAUAGUAGUGGUCUGCAACCCCGGGGUGAUUACCACCUUUCUGCUUGAAGCCAGUCUCGAACAUCACACCUAAGGAGUCUGUCACAUUUUCUGUUGAAUCAUGGAUUUAGGUUUAUUUAAUUUUGUUUUAACAAAUACUCCUACUGAUGUGGACUUGAAAAUUAGCCCUUGGUGACCUGUGUUAAAAAAAAAAAAACAAAAAAAAAAAACCCACAAAAACAACUA
Onychomys torridus (southern grasshopper mouse) is the source of this 4253-nucleotide messenger RNA. RefSeq names its product ER degradation enhancing alpha-mannosidase like protein 3 (gene Edem3). Gene Ontology annotation, molecular function: mannosyl-oligosaccharide 1,2-alpha-mannosidase activity; calcium ion binding. The record is from RefSeq and is a predicted model, not a curated record. Gene Ontology annotation, biological process: mannose trimming involved in glycoprotein ERAD pathway; carbohydrate metabolic process; endoplasmic reticulum mannose trimming. NCBI's taxonomy places the organism in Eukaryota, Metazoa, Chordata, Mammalia, Rodentia, Cricetidae. Gene Ontology annotation, cellular component: endoplasmic reticulum; membrane. The coding region runs from base 227 to 3100 and encodes 957 amino acids. The transcript has 22 exons.